AUGCGGGGUGAGUCCCUGAGCGCAGAAUAUGGGCCAGAGUUCGCUGAUCGUGAUGCAUACAGCGCUGCCUUAACUCUAUUCCUCGCAACAACAGACGCGACCAUCGUCUCCACAACUCUACCCACUAUUACGAGCGAGUUCAACGCCAAUCAGGCAGAGUACACUUGGGUAUCGGUGACGUACAUGCUCACCCAGACCGCAUUCCAACCUCUGUAUGGGAAACUCUCUGAUCUCAUUGGUCGAACGGCGGUUUUGUACGCCAGCAUCUUGAUUUUUGCCGUAGGCUCUGCGCUAUGUGGUGCGGCACAGAACAUUACAUGGUUGAUACUUGCACGCGCCGUUGCUGGUGUCGGGGGCGGCGGUAUCGUGUCCUUGGUCUGGACCAUUACGUCAGAGAUCGUCGACGUGCGCAAACAGGCCAAAUGGUCACAAGCGCUCAGCGUUACUUGGGCUUGCUCAGCCGUCGCGGGCCCCCUCCUGGGCGGAGUCUUUUGCGAGAAGAGCGGUCCUCUGAACUGGAGAUGGGCAUUCUACAUGAAUCUUCCCAUAUGCGCAUUCUCCUUCAUGAUCCUAUGGCUCUCUUUGCGCAACAUAUACGAUGGUCGUACCCCGAUUGUCUCAUGGAGCCAUUUCGGGAGAACGUUCGACUUCAUAGGACUGCUCCUCUUCAUGAGCGGAAGCAGCUGCAUUGUGAUCGGCUUUAAUUUCGCUACCCAGAACGGCUGGAUCGCCCCGUCGACACUCGCGUUGAUCGUCACUGGUAUCGUGGUCCUAGUUCUGGGCGCCAUCUACGAAGUCCGUACGAAACGCGACGCACUCUUUCCCCCAAUUGCUUUCAAGGAUCGUACGAUUGUCAUCAUCCUUGCCGUAACGUUCCUCCACAACUUGGCAUUCAAUGCCGGGACGUUCUAUCUGGCUCUCUACUUCCAGGCAGGUGCCUUCCUCCCGGCCGUAAAUGGACUGUCCCCCUUCGAGGCGGGGAUGACCAUGCUGCCAUACUCGCUUGGAUCCUCGCUUGCUUCGAUGCCGACUGCCUGGCUCAUCGGGUACUGUCAACGGCGCAGUCUCGACACCGCUUGUCAGAAGUACAUCAUUUGCACAGGCCUCGCCCUGUCGUCGACCGGCUUCGGUCUUAUGAUGCUGCUCUCUGAGACUAGCCCGAGGAGCACUCAGAUCGCGUUCCCACUGAUUGCCGGCGUGGGUUUGGGCAUGCUCUUCCACGCGCCGUAUCAGGUCUUUACGCGUGCGUUACGGCGUCAAGAGGUCGCGUCAGGGACGAGUGCGUUUUUUCUCGUCCGAUUCACAGGCGCGACGGUGGGCCUCGCCGUCGCGGGGGCCGUCUUUUUGGGUCGGCUACGUACCACGCUGCCUGCUGGCGUCGACGCGCAAGUCGUUCUCGAAUCGGUUGACAUCCUCAGGUCCCGCAGCGAAUGGCCAGAAAUCCUACACGCAUUGUCGCUCGCGACUAAGGCCAUCUGGACCGUCUGUUGUCCAUGCCUUGGCGUGGCUCUGCUGAUCUCUAUGUUCACACGUAAAAUCUUCCUCGACCAGACCGCGGCUCGAGAGCAGGAAAAGUCACCCGGCACACUGGCAGAGAAGCCGCCCGUUAUGGCGUUGGAAGGAGCGUGAACAUCUGAGCCAUCGGAAUGGGUUAGUACGCCUCGUGUCGCAUUGAUU
Molecule: messenger RNA, 1677 nt
Organism: Dichomitus squalens LYAD-421 SS1
Lineage: Eukaryota; Fungi; Basidiomycota; Agaricomycetes; Polyporales; Polyporaceae
Product: amino acid permease ScVBA-like protein
Exons: 15
Coding region: 1-1629 (542 amino acids)
Biological process (GO): transmembrane transport
Molecular function (GO): transmembrane transporter activity
Source: RefSeq, a predicted model, not a curated record